This is a messenger RNA of Alternaria rosae, 537 nucleotides long. RefSeq lists its product as uncharacterized. Lineage: Eukaryota; Fungi; Ascomycota; Dothideomycetes; Pleosporales; Pleosporaceae. Bases 1 to 537 code for a protein of 178 amino acids. The record is from RefSeq and is a predicted model, not a curated record. The transcript has a single exon.
AUGGCCUUAAGACCCGAAGAGAACACCAGCGGCCCUCUCGUAGCCACUCCGACAUCUUCAAACCCGCCAAAAGAAGUCAGCUUUCCACUACUGCUACUGUCUCCACCCACCAGUUCAACUCAAGAUCCACGCACACCUGCUCCCGUAGCCCUCACACCAGACGCCGAAUUCCGCAUCAUAGAAGCCGAGCUUGCAAACUGUCAGCUGACUCGCGAAGCCUUAGAAAGACGCGAGACUGCACUGCACGAACGCAAAGCAGAAAUCGUUCGGCAAACAAAGAUGCGGCUUGACAAGGAAGUGCGAGAGAUGACUGCGCAAGAUCAAGAAGACAUCGAUCAAGGAUUGUUCAUGCACGAUGUGCAGAAGAGAGUGGGAGUCAAUUUGAAGAAGAUAGACAGGAAAGAUGAAGCUUCACCGGAGAAAGUGGAGCAAGCAGAGCAAGUGGAGGAGAAGAAAAGUGUCCCCAUCAGUGCGCCGGAGCGGAGGAGACUUGCCCGUCUCGUUUUGUUGAAGCAGGGCCCUAGGCUAGGACGAUGA